AUGGAGACUGUCUCACCUGCGGCCCAUGAGCCGGCGAGUAUCCUUUCCUCAUUCCAGAGUCGCGAUGCGGGCGCUGCGGGUCGCGCCACGUACCCCACUAUCAGUACAUCCAACGAGCGCAUCAAAAGCGAGAACAAACUCUCGCAAGUCCACCAGCAGCCCUUACCUAAUUCGCAAGAGUCUUACGUUUCCACGUCGAGCAGUACCAGCGCGCCUCGGCUGCAAUCAUCCUUGAGCGAUCUCUCGAACCCGUCUAUACCAGAAACCGCACUGACCUCGCCAACCGCAUCGGAUCAUUCGCAGAGUCAAUCGGAGACUCCGCAGAAGAGCCAGCUGGCGGAGAAGCCAGCAAGCAGCGAGCGCCAAAAACAGCCUCGAGCUAGAACACCCAACAUUGAUAUUGCUGCGGCGAACGCGAAGCGUGACAGCGUAAACAGCACCCAAACGAGCCCGAUGUCCAUUGACACCCCAGGCCUGACCCAUGGCUCGAAAAGGACUGCCAGCGGACUGGUCAAGCCAGCGAUGCCUGACACCCCAGCAAGCCCAGUCACGGCGACGCCUUGCAAACACUCACGCACCACUAGCUUAGACUCGAAUAACGGACAUCGGAUCGGAGAGCUCUCCGCCCAACUGAAGACGCGACUAACGUACGCAAUGCUUAAAGUGCAGCACGGCUGGGAAAACCGGACCCUCGACGAGCUCGAAGUCGCAACCUCCCAGCACACCUCUCCCCUCCUCUCGACCCCCGGCGCCGGCCGCAGCCAGCACAACUCCGACUCCCCCCGCGCUCGCCUUCCGAGUGCUGUCUCCGACACCUCCGACCAGCCCUUCUUCUCACCAGGCAGCUACACCAGCCGGCGCUCGAGCGUCUCCCACGCACACAGCGGCGGCCCCUCCUACCACGCCAGCACCGCCCUCCACGCCGCCACCGGCACCCUCUACAGCCCUUCCUCAUCCGCCCCAGCGCUCGCCCCCGCGCCCGACUUCACGUCCGGCCCCCGCAGCCGGCGCUCAAAUCCCACGCGCGUCCCGCCCAUGCUCUCCUCGCUGCAAUACCCGACACCGCAGCCGAGCCGGCUGGCGGAGCCGCGCACCCCGACGUCGGUGCCGCGCCAGGGCAUCUUGCGCAUGCCCUCGCAGCAGGCCGAGAAGGACGCCGUGGAUAGUCUGCUCUUUAUGAGCAGUCCGCAGAACUCGGCGUAUUUGGCGCAUACGGCGAGUGCGCAGCCGAGUCCGCUGAGGACGGAGUUCGGGGGGAGGAGGGUGGUUUUCGAGGGGAGGGAGGGCGGGGAGGGGUUCAGGGGUGGGGGGCGGUGA
Molecule: messenger RNA, 1317 nt
Organism: Coniosporium apollinis CBS 100218
Lineage: Eukaryota; Fungi; Ascomycota; Dothideomycetes
Exons: 3
Coding region: 1-1317 (438 amino acids)
Cellular component (GO): cytoplasm; SBF transcription complex
Molecular function (GO): transcription coregulator activity
Source: RefSeq, a predicted model, not a curated record